Bathycoccus prasinos is the source of this 1083-nucleotide messenger RNA. RefSeq lists its product with no specific name. The transcript has a single exon. Lineage: Eukaryota; Viridiplantae; Chlorophyta; Mamiellophyceae; Mamiellales; Bathycoccaceae. Gene Ontology annotation, cellular component: cytoplasm; endoplasmic reticulum membrane. The coding region runs from base 1 to 1083 and encodes 360 amino acids. Gene Ontology annotation, biological process: endoplasmic reticulum calcium ion homeostasis. The record is from RefSeq and is a predicted model, not a curated record. Gene Ontology annotation, molecular function: calcium channel activity.
AUGAACGACGCGUCCUCGCAUUCCUCCACCGACAAAGACGCGAUCUCUCUCGUCUCCUUCCUCGCUAUAUUUCUCGAGAAAAAUAUCGGAGACGUGUGCGCGAAAACGCGUCGGUAUCCUCUGACGCGAACGACUGAAAAGUUCCGCAAGUUUGGCGACGUAUAUAACGCUGAAUUUUUGCUCAACAAACUCCCGAACCCGACGAUCGAGACGAAGUUGUCGCUGGUGAUGGUAUUCGCCGGUGGGUGGAGAGAUGUUAUCGACGGAAAGGUGUUGCGUGUCAUCGAGUUGGAAAGUGAGGAAAAGUUUGAAAAUUUCUCCACUUUUAUCAAACGCAUCGUCAUCGAAACAAUGACACCCUCUUCUCCUCCCUCGCAGGAGUACGCGCUCCAACCCGCUCUGACGAUAUUCUGCGCCGCAUUUUUCCUCCAACUUUUACUCGAAUGCAUCAACUACCUCGUCGUUCGUAGGAAAAAAGAGUUCAAACUCAAUCGAGUGAAAUUGGAGACGACGCUUAUGGAAAUCGAGAAAGUACAACGGGAACGGAAACUGCUCGAAGAGAACGCGUCGUAUUCUUCGGAGGAAAAGAACUCGAAGAAAAAACAACUGGAAAAGAAGAAGAAAAGUUUGGACCUCGAUUUAGCCACGCACACGCGAAAAGUGAACGCGAUGAAAAUGAAACUCGCACCGCUGACCGCGAUGGCGAAUAUUUUGUUCCUGAGAACGUUAAGUGCGAAAUUCAAAGGCGUGGUCGUCUCGACGUUACCGUUCAAUCCGCCGGGGAUGGUGAAAAACCUCGUCCACCGAGGCGUGGACGGGGACGAUUUCACGCAAAUGGGAUGCACGGGAUUCUACUCUCUGAGCGCGAUGAUCGCUCGCGCGAUCGUUCAAAAGUUCUUCGAGUUGAAACCGCCGAGAGCGGUCGCGCAAGAGGCGUGGGAGAAGAGUCAAAGGAGAACCGAAGCGAUCGUGAACAUGUUCGAGAAAGAUUCCAAGACGACCGAAAAUGGUGGUAGUGCUGGUGAAAAGAAGAAGAAUAAGAAUAAGGUGAAGACGAUAGGCGGGAGUAAGAAGAGACGGUGA